Molecule: messenger RNA, 1311 nt
Organism: Angiostrongylus costaricensis
Lineage: Eukaryota; Metazoa; Nematoda; Chromadorea; Rhabditida; Metastrongylidae
Source: the annotation of a GenBank genome assembly
AUGGAGUGGACUCCAUUACCACAGUCUGAUCACGCAGCAAACACUGUGAAUCCUAUAAGAAGAAUCGCCGAUGCUGUUUCAGUUGCUCCAAAUCCGGAAAAACCCGUAAUUAAGCUACAUCUGGGAGACCCCAGUUUAAGUAGGAGACUUCCUCCUAGCACUGUAGCUGUCGAAGCAUUACAUGAAUCUAUCAACUCUCACAGACAUGAUGGUUAUGGUCCUGCUGUUGGAGAAUUGGCUGCCCGAGAAGCCGUUGCUCGAAGGUUUACUCAUCCAGCCUCUCCUAUUACAGCUGAAGAUGUAAUUCUGGCAAGUGGAUGCUCUCAUGCAUUGCAAAUGGCUAUUGAAGGCAUUGCCAAUCCUGGAGACAACAUUCUGAUUCCACAACCAGGAUUCCCACUUUAUUCUACCUUAUGCAAACCCCAUGGAAUAGAGGUUGCGAAUUUAAAUGUUGCUAACACGUUUUUAAGUGUUGACCGAGGCUAUAUGCUUGAUAUGAAGAAUGGAGGAUUGAUUAAUCUGGAACAUCUUGAGACGUUAAUAGAUGAGAGAACUCGAGCUCUCAUUGUGAACAAUCCUGGGAAUCCUACCGGUGUCGUGUUUCCCAGACAACACCUGGAAGAAAUCCUGGAAUUUGCGAGUCGAUAUCGUCUCGUAGUGAUCGCUGAUGAAAUAUACGGUGAUCUAACCUACGAUGGUGCUGUUUUUUAUCCUCUGGCCACGCUUUCGCCUAAGGUGCCGAUCAUAACUUGUGAUGGCAUCGCCAAACGUUGGAUGGUUCCUGGUUGGAGGUUGGGAUGGCUGAUCGUCCAUGAUCGAUUCCAUGUGCUGAGUGAAGUUCGCAAAGGACUUGUCGCCCUUUCGCAGAAAAUCGUCGGUCCCUGUUCACUUGUUCAGGGUGCUCUGCCAAAAAUUCUUGCCGACACUCCCGAUGAAUAUUUCGAACACAACAAAUUAGUAAUCUCAAAAAAUGCUUCCAUUGUGAGUAAGGUACUCAAAGGAUUGGCAGGUGUUCACUGCUUGAAACCGCACGGAGCCAUGUAUAUGAUGAUCAGCAUUGACAAAAAUGUGUACGGCGACGACAUCCAAUUUGCAUCGAACCUAAUCAAGGAAGAGUCAGUAUUCUGUCUCCCUGGAUCUGCUUUCUCAGCUCCAGGUUGGAUUCGAUUAGUUAUCACGCAAUCCGAAGAUAUUACCAAAGAGGCCGCCUAUCGUAUACGAGAAUUCUGCGGAAGACGACAAAGUACCUUCGUAGAGAUUACUGAAUCUUCCGAUGAAGGAUGUGACAUUUCUAACAGUGAAUCCGACUGA